This is a messenger RNA of Plasmodium falciparum 3D7, 2748 nucleotides long. RefSeq names its product putative ribonuclease. The record is from RefSeq and is a predicted model, not a curated record. Gene Ontology annotation, biological process: snRNA processing. Gene Ontology annotation, cellular component: nucleus; integrator complex. NCBI's taxonomy places the organism in Eukaryota, Apicomplexa, Aconoidasida, Haemosporida, Plasmodiidae.
AUGAUCGACACUUUUGAAAUAACAAAAUUGUGUUUUUCUGAACACAUGAGCAGUCACCUAAUAAAAAUGGGAUCUUAUAAUAUUUUAUGUGACGUACCUUUAGAUAUGAAUGAAAUAUUAGAAAUUCGUGAGACCAUACCAAAGGAGAUUAAUAAAACCAAUGUUAUUUUGGAUAAUAAUAAUAAUAAUAAUGAUGAAUAUUCGUCUUAUAAUUCUGACAAUAGACAUAACGAUGGAUACAUAAAUAUCAGUAAUUUAGAAACUUCUCCAGGUUUGUCAAAAAAAUUAUUAUUAAACAUAAGUUAUAUUCCUAUGAAGAUUCAUAUUAUAUUAAUUUCUUGUGUAGAAGGUUUUAUGGGUUUACCAAUAUUAUGUAAAUAUUUAGAUUUUAGAGAUACGCACAUAAUAUGUACAAAACCUGUGUUUACCUUUUCCAUGUGUGCUGUAGAAUGUUUACAAAAACAAGAGAACUAUAUACCUGAAUGGGAUGAUGAAAAGAUCAACAUAAAAAAUAUGGAUACAUCCCAAAUAAAAAAUGAAGAAUAUUUUCAUACAAAAUGGAAUUUUAAAAAUUCUUUACAUCUAUUGUCUUAUAAAGAAAAUGUUUCGUUUAAACAAUGUGAUGAAAUAUUAAAUAUCACUCUAUGUAGUAGUGGUCACUCAUUAGGGAGUUCAAAUUUUUUUCUAUCAACAGAUUAUUUGAAUAUAUUUAUUGUAAAUAAAAGUUCUUAUAAUAUUAAAAGACAUACUUCUUCCUUUGAUUCAAGUAUGUUAAAUAAAUGUAAUUUUGUUAUAUUCACUUCAUUUUUAUUAUCCAAACAAUUACAAUAUUAUGUAGACCAAACAGAUCCUCAUUAUAAUAGCACAAGCUGUUCUCCACAAAAUAAUGUGGAUAUUAAUCAUAAUGAAGCUAAUAGUAAUAAUAACCAAACAUGUGAUAAUAAUAAUAAUAAAAAAAUAUUUGAUAAUAAUAAUAAAAAAAAAACAUGUGAUAAUAAUAAUAAAAAAAUAUUUGAUAAUAAUAAUAACAAUCCAUGUGAUAAUAAUAAUAACAAUCCAUGUGAUAAUAAUAAUAAUAACCCGUGUGAUAAUAAUAAUAAUAAUAAUAAUCCUAUUUGUAGCAAUGAUCAGGCCACGCAUUCUCCCAAAUCAUCUAACACAACACAGGCACAUAAUAUGAAACAAUUAAUACUACAGAAAAUACAAAUACAUAUAGAAAAAUCAUAUAAAGAUAGCUUAAACAAAAUAUGCUCACUUGUAUUAAAAACAAUAAAAAAUAAAGGAUGCGUAUUAAUACCUGUUGAUUUACAUUUUCUAUAUUUUAUAGAGUUAAUUGAAUUAAUUGGAGUUAUUAUAAGUAAACAUCUACCAAAAGAAGAGCAAGUGUUGAUUUUUAGUGUUCUGUCAAAUAUUCAAGAUGUCAUACAUCAAUUAAAUUUAUUUGCUGAAUGGGUCGAAGAAUCACGUAAAAAAAAAUGUAGUAAAAUAUUGAACCCUCAAGGUCCAUUUUCUAUAGAUAUUAUGAUUAAAAAUAAUAGAUUGAUUAUAGGAAAUAAUAUUAAUGAUAUAACUAAACAAUUUAGAUAUCCAUGUGUUUGUUUUAUACAUGACUCUUCAUUACGAUUUUUUGAAUCAUCAUUGUUAUUAGAAAAAUGGGCCAAUGAACAAAAUAACACAUUAAUAUUAGUAGACCCUUUUUAUGAUCCUAUAAAAGUUCUAUAUCCUUUUAAAAUAUAUGAAAAAAAAAUAAAUGUCCAUUAUUGUCCCCUUUCAUGGGAUCUUAAUGAAUUUCAUAUAAAAGAUAUAAUUAUGAGUAAUACGAAAAAUGUAAAUGUUACAAAGGAUACAUCUCAUAAGAAUAUAAAUAAUAAUAUAAAUAAUAAUAUAAAUAGUAAUAUAAAUAGUAAUAUAAAUAAUAAUAUAAAUAGUAAUAUAAAUAAUAAUAUAAAUAAUGAUAUAAAUAAUAAUAAAAGUAAUAGUAUUAAUAAUAAUGAUACACAUGUGUGUGUUUAUAUCUUGCCCGAAACAUCCAAGCAUAUUUUUACAGAUAUAUAUCAAAUGUCCAAAAACGAACUACCAUUAGCAUAUCAAAAUGUUACAAUUCAAAAAGACAAUAACAAUUAUAAUAAUCAUAAUAAUCACAUAGACAUAGAUCAAGACACAUUUCGCAAUAUUUUAUUCAUACAACCAUUUGAAAAAAAACAAAUAGCAUUCGAUAAAUUUGAAAAUUUCAACCAAAAAAUGAUACCUGUACGUUUUUCUCCAGGAGAAACAAAAAAAUUAGAAAGGAUUCUCAAAAAAGUAGACGACUUUUUCUGUGCCAAUAUUAAAGCUCAAUAUACUUGCUCAUUCAUCGGGGACUAUAUAGAUGAAGAUCAUAUAGAAGAAUUUAAAGUAGAUGAACUAGAGGGGCAAAAUAAAUAUGAAAUAAUAAACGAUGAACAACAUGAUAUUUCAAAUGAACAACAAAUUAAAUUAAUGGUGGGCUCUAUAAAUGUAGAUGUACUUACAAGUAAUUUAUUACAAUCUGGAUAUAAUAAAAAUGACAUCCUUGUCGAGUAUCAACAAAACCAAGAAAAAGACACUGACACAAAUAAUAACGUUAUAUGGUCCAUUACAAUCAACUCUAUUAAAUCCAAAAUUAUUUGUCACGAUCAAUAUGAUAUUGAAGUCUGUACAAAUAAUAUAGAAUUUAGAGAGAAAGUUAAGGAGAUAUUUUACAAAUUAGUAAACCAGAUAAUAGAAUGA